Molecule: messenger RNA, 834 nt
Organism: Nicotiana attenuata
Lineage: Eukaryota; Viridiplantae; Streptophyta; Magnoliopsida; Solanales; Solanaceae
Exons: 1
Coding region: 48-524 (158 amino acids)
Source: RefSeq, a predicted model, not a curated record
UACAAUAUAUAUAUCUUUCUUUCCUUAUCUAAAUCAUCUGCAAAAUUAUGGCUAGUGAUCUGCAAAAAUCACACGAAAAUGAACGUGAAGGAGCAGAAAUUACAUAUGGAGCUGAAGAUUGCUACCGCAAAAUUACAGAACUUUUGCAAAACUUGGGAUUUCCAAAUGGAGUUCUUCCUCUUAAAGAACUUGAAGAAUUUGGCUAUGUUCGCAAAACUGGAUUUGCAUGGAUGAAACAAAAGGCGCCAUACGAACAUUAUUUUAGUUCAAUGAAACUUCUUGUAAGUUAUGCAACUGAGGUUACUGCAUAUGUGGAGUUGGAGAAAAGGAAGCUGAAAAAAAUAAAUGGUGUUAAGGGUAAGAAGCUACUUAUUUGGGUUCCAACAGUUGAAAUGAGCAUUGAAGAUCCUGCUUCAAAGCAAAUUUAUUUCAAGAUUCCUAUAGGAAUUGGAAAGUCUUUUCCAAUUACUGCUUUUAUGACUGAGGAGGAAAAGCAUAAGUACUUGGAGAAAUCCAAUGAGUAGUAGUAUAUAUGUUUUUGCGUCCAGAGACGGCUUCAGAAUUUGAAGUUUAUGAAUUCUGAAUUUGGCAAAAUACAGCUUAAUAGAUUCUGCUAUACAUAUUAAGUAAAUUUCUUAAUACAAAUACAAAGUUUUAGGCUAAGCUACUAGAUUCUAUCUAGAGCUCUAGCUCCGCUACUAUUUGCAUCCUCUUCUUUUUCUUCGGACAGGGCUUGAAGCUUUAAUUUGCUUUCAUCAUCUUAUAUUCUUGUACACAAGCGCUUGCUAGUUAAGAAGAACGAUAUUGAUGAACUGAGUAAUAUCUUAUGGCAUA